CAAAGGUGGUGGUGCGUGGGCAAUGCCAAAUCAAAACAAUCAGAGAUAUUUAUUCAUCAUUUUAUUUUUACCAGUGAACUAAUAGUGUUGCAUUCAGAUGGAUAACAAAAAGGCUGAAAGCAGUAAAGUUGUCUUACAUGGCACAGGAAAUACUGAUACCAGACAAGGCUCUGAUUCCCCUCCACCUCCCAUAAGAAAAGAACAGAUGAAUGGAAAGUUUCCAGAAGUAGUAACUGAAGUAUCUGUUAGGAUAAAGAUUAAAGAGACCAUACAGCGACUUAAAGAGAACAAUAAUAUUCAUUUAGCAGAGUAUUAUGAAGAUUUUAGAUACCUGUGGCAAAUGUCAAGGUAUGCGUCCAAUGAUUCAUUACGUAAAAUGGUCAUAGCCACCUACGUUAGUGAAGAUUUCUUCUCUGUGUUUAUGAAAUUGUGGAAAAUUCAGGAAAAAUUGGACACCUUUGAUGCCAAAUAUAUUAGUCUGUGGAAAAAUUUACGCAGUGCUGUAUCAGUUAUUUGGAAUUGCUGUGAUUCAUCAGCUAUACUUUGUCAGCAGAUAUCUGAAAGUCCGCUAUUAGCCAAGUUCGCUGCAUUGCUUGACAGUUUUUCAAAAUGUCCGGAUUUUAUUGAUAAUGAGAAAAAGUUGUAUUUUGUGAAAUCAUUAUUGGGCAUAUUGCAUAAUACAGUUAGUAAAUAUGAAGAUGCAAAGUUUUGUCUCAGAAAUCAUAAUGGAGUUCAGAUACUGCAGAAUUGUUUGAUUCUUGAUCAUCCGAUGUUGAAGGCAAAGUCUUUGAUAACUUUAUCUUACAUUGUGGAUGAGCAGGAAAAUGAAGUCAUCAAUGCGACGGCAGGUACUAUAUGUUUCAUUAUCAACGUGUUAAGAGACAGCUUGGCAUCUGCUACAAAUUUCUCAUCUAAAUUUGGAAUGGGAGCGGUGGAAGUGACUGAAGGCUUGAACAACAUUGCUUUUAAUGAUUCUAAUAAAGUUAAGAUUGUACAAGGUGGCGCCAUACCGUUAUUGGUUAAAAUGAUGAGUAACAAUAGGAACUGUCAGUAUUAUGCAGUCAUGUUGCUAUGGACUCUAGCAUUCAAUCAAGCUAAUCGUAAAGCAAUUAUUUGUGAACCAGGAUGUGAAGAAGGUUUGAAUAAUCUAGUUAAUUGUAAAGAUAAAACCUUGAGUCAUGCAGCUAGAGGUGCACUAUGGGAAAUAAAUAGUAAUGAAGAACAAAAUAUUUAUAAAGAAGUAGAAGCUGAUUGUCCACAUAUUAUGAUAAGUUAUCAAUGGGAUGUACAGCCUAUAAUGCUUAAAGUAAAAGAAAGAUUAAAGCAAUCCGGUUUUAAAGUAUGGAUGGACGUCGAACAUAUGAGUAAGUAAAGAACUAUGAUACCACAUCCAUUAGACUUUCCUUAGAUAUAUAUUAUUUUGUAUGGUAUAUAAUAUGGAAAGAUAACCACGUGUGCAUCGAUUGUCAGACUUUAAUUUUUGAUAUGACGUAAAAUUCCAAGAUGUCUGCGAUGAUGUCACGUUUGGUUCCUGGACCACAUCUUGUUUUAUUUCAAAUUUACUUAUAAAGUUAUGGUUAUUGGCCAGUGGAAGAACAUUCAAUCUUCUACUGAUGUUCAUUUGAUCUUUGAUUCAUGAUUUGUUGAUCAUGGGCAGAAAAUGUAGAAUGAUGUUGUGUAGGGUGCUGUAAAAUAAGACUUGAUUUUUGUCUUAUUUAUAUUUUGUUUAUUUUUGAUGCACUUCACUUUUGUUAUACAGCCCAAUUAUGAAACACAUUUUUAGUUAUUGCCUUUACUUUAAAAAAUAGAACUAUCUAAUGUGAACACCUCAGAUGAAGAAGGGGUUAGCUUCCGUUUUCUUCCUCCACAUCACUGAAUGAAAUAAUAGUCGGGGCUUAUAUUUCAAAAAGUGUAACUACUGUGUAGAUGACCUACUCCCCACUAAAUGUAUUCUCAAGAAUGCUGUAUAUUUAAAUUUUGUUUAUUGCUUCAGUACACAUCUAUAUAUUUUUUGUGUUUUUUUUUUUCGCCUUUUCUUAUUUUAUGUGAUACUUUAAUUUUAGUUUUUGUGGCAAAGUGAU
This is a messenger RNA of Patella vulgata (common limpet), 2081 nucleotides long. RefSeq lists its product as uncharacterized. Lineage: Eukaryota; Metazoa; Mollusca; Gastropoda; Patellidae. The coding region runs from base 98 to 1372 and encodes 424 amino acids. The record is from RefSeq and is a predicted model, not a curated record. The transcript has 5 exons. Gene Ontology annotation, biological process: signal transduction. Gene Ontology annotation, molecular function: protein binding.